Messenger RNA from Tigriopus californicus, 2855 nucleotides. RefSeq lists its product as uncharacterized. The record is from RefSeq and is a predicted model, not a curated record. Lineage: Eukaryota; Metazoa; Arthropoda; Copepoda; Harpacticoida; Harpacticidae. The transcript has 2 exons. Bases 1881 to 2483 code for a protein of 200 amino acids.
CCCCUUUCUUGACCCUCAACCAAGAACUAAUCUAGCUUACGAAUCGACCUCAGGCUCAGAGUGUACAAAUAUCGGCACGGAAACCAAUCCAUUUAAGAUUCCUCGCACGCCUUGGAAGCCAUAUUUGGUUUCCAGGCCCCAAAGGUUAGACUAAGGUGGCCCAAAAUCACUGACCGGGGCAAUGAAUCCAAAUUCUUCUUUGGAUCCACAAGCAAAUAAUGCCACCCAAUUCCUCAUUUGUAAGAAGUUAUUUGUGAAAUCUCCUGACCCGUUUGUGGGCACAGGUAAUGACGAGCGGUUUUACACAAGAAAGGUUUGUUCGAAAACAAGGUUCAAGGUGUCAGUCUAACGCCCUUGGAUGAGAUAUCGAUCAUUCAGGCCAACACCGUCGGAGAGUCUAAAAGAGUGGUGGACAAGUACUUGGCUACUAGGGGAGCUAACCCCUCGCUUGCUUUGGAAAGUAUUUGGACUCAGCUCACACGCCGAUAUGGAGCUACUUCCACUGUUGCUCUCAGUCUGAAACAGAUUUUCCCGUGCUAGAAGAAGACAACAGCUUGGGGCAGGGCUUGCGGGAGCUGCACGACUUGUGUAUGGUAGUGGCUGCUCACAUGGAUAUGGUCCCUAACCUUCGCACUCUCGAUUUCCCGGAAGGAGUGAGACCGAUUUGGGAGAAGCUUCCAAACCACCUACAGAGUCGGUGGAGGAGCAAGGGGACACAGUUUGAAGCGACCCAUGGAUAUAAGCAUUCAGACUUUGUCAUUUUCCUCGAUUUUCUCAAUAACAUCGCGGAGCAAUUUUCAAAUCUUGCCAAUGCCAAAGCCCGAAGUUCUAUCGAACGGCUUGGAAAGGGAACUCGUCAGGCGUUAACGACCAUGGCCAUUGAGACCCCGGAUCCGAUGAAUGCAGAACCACCAAGUCCGAUGUUGACAUUUUGUUCCUCUCACGCUUUCGAAGGACAACCAGUGAGUGCAAGGCGUUUUCAAAGCUCAACGUUGAUCAACGACGCCAGAUGGCCGCAAAGAGACGUCUGUACUUUAAAUGUCUUGGUCCCCAUUUCGCGGGGGUAACUGCAAUUCAACCCACGCUUGCUCCCAUUGUCACUCGCUUCAUCAUCAUUCCUUGCUCCAAUUUACAACGGGUGGAGCUUAUGAGGGCUUGCCGAUGCGCACGUCUCCAAUAGUGACCAAUCAUCUCGAGAGUCUCUUUCCCAAACCGCUUCAAGGUAACGUGAAUAUUUCAAAGACGUCUACUGCUCGGUUUUCUGUGGAAGAAGGGAAUCAGGGUUUAGUUGUGGAAAAAAACUUGUUAGUCGACCCAAGUCUCCCAGAACAAUCCGGGCUUUACCUCCGGUGUCAUGCUACCCUUGACGAACAGUCGAACUCCUUGUUUGUUAACCCAUUUGUAGGUAUUUGACUACUUCGCCGUGUCCUCGCCAAGCCAUUCAUAAUAUACGUAUGUCUACACUAAGUGGGCACAAGCACCGUCAAGAGCGAAGAAUUCUCCGUGGACUCUUGGUAACGGUUGAUAAUGAAAAAGAAAGCUUCUCGCUACCGCCCGCCCUCAAAAAUGAGAUGAUCCCCAAUACUAAGAGAGAAGUGGCCACCCUUUCCAUGGUCAGGGCUCAUCGUCAUAUCGCGCAUUUGGUCAAGCACUUCCUCAGUAUUGAUCAGACUUCUCCGGUGUGGGUUCUCAUUGGCCGUGAUGCUGGAGAUGCCCUGUCAACAAAGCAAUUUGGGAAGCACUUCCCAUACGCACAUCACAGUUUUUGGUGCCAGCGUCACUGUGAUUUUUCUCCCCGACUCCACAUCAGAUCAUAGGCCCUUGAUCACGAAAGUUCAAAAGUAAAAGUCGUCAGACCUACUCACCACAGUUCUUAGCAUAUGUCUAAGCGUGUUUUAGAGGAUGCAUUAAAUGGGUGGAACUGGCACGAAAUUUAUAAGUUGGAUGACGUGGAGAGCAUCCAUCACUUAUUGGCCCUUCGUACUGGUGUAGAGCCUUCGGAUGAUCACAACCACUAUCGAACAUUCAUUACCUUUGGCCGGAAGCCACGCAAGCUUCAUGCAGGGGCCCUCCAACACGGCAUAGUUGGCUCUAACUAUGACGAUGAGUUGGCUGGAUGUUCACAAGAGGACCGGCGAUUCUUGAGUAUUGUUCAGCAAGGUGUACACGUAAACGAGAAAGGAAAUCUGGAAAUGCCUCUCCCAUUCAAGAAAGACGACUCUCAUUUACCUAACAAUCAGAUCCCAUUUUUUCGUCGAACCAAGCGUACCUUGGACAAGUUCAGUGAACAAUCUCAAAGACUAGAGCCUUGUUUGAUGGCUAUGGGCACCGCUAUACGAGCAAACCACGUCGAACCCGUUCCUAAGAACGAUCUCAAGGUUAUGGAUGGAAAGGAAUGGUGUUUCCCCGUGUUUCCUGUUUUCAACCCAAAGAAAUCCAAACCACGCCUUUCUUUGACUGUUUGGCGGUCCAUAGUGACGUGAGCCUUAACAAGGAACUCCUGCAAGGUCCCGACCAGAUCAAUAAGCUGAGGGGCGUUUUAGCCCGCUUUUGGGAGGGAAAUAUCGGUUUUGUGGCAGACAUCGAAUCCAUGUUCCACUCCUUCCACUUGAACCAUGAACAUCGGGACGCUCUAAGGUUUUAUUGGUUCGCCGACAAUGACCCAUCCCGAGAGUUAAUUCAAUACCGUUCUCGCGUUCAUAUUUUUGAGAACCGCCCAAGCCCCGCGGUUGCCGCCUUUGGUCUCCACUAUGCCACGAUAUUUGGAGAAAAAAAGGCAGAUCUGUUACUCCUAAACCUUAAUACCGAUGGACAUUUUAAAGGCAAUUUGAAGAAAUAAAGGGCUGUGCAGUCAA